Molecule: messenger RNA, 2105 nt
Organism: Triplophysa rosa
Lineage: Eukaryota; Metazoa; Chordata; Actinopteri; Cypriniformes; Nemacheilidae
Gene: fkbp10a
Product: FKBP prolyl isomerase 10a
Exons: 10
Coding region: 131-1825 (564 amino acids)
Molecular function (GO): calcium ion binding; peptidyl-prolyl cis-trans isomerase activity
Source: RefSeq, a predicted model, not a curated record
GUUGAUGUGUGGUCUUUACUGUGACACGCAGUAGCCUAUUUGCAAAAAGUUUUGACAAACACUAAAGUAUGCCAACUACUUAACGCCUUUGCUCGUUUGGUAUUGAGAGUGCACCGUGACGUUUGUUAUUAUGCGUAAGUUUCUCUUCAGGUCAAUGGAGUCCGUUUGUCUCUCUCUUCUGCUCCUCGCGCUUCGUGUCGUGUUUGCUCAGUUAGAAGAUGUGAUUAUUGAUCGAUACUCGAUACCGACGCACUGCUCGAGAGAGGUUCGUGCCGGUGAUUAUGUUCGCUAUCAUUAUAACGGCACGUUCAUUGACGGACGCAAGUUUGACUCGAGUCUGGACAAAGGCUAUCCGAUAGUGGCCCAGGUGGGUGUGGAUUCUAAAGUCAUUCCUGGUUUGGAUAAAGGAGUUGAGGGAAUGUGUGUGAACGAGCGGAGAAAGAUCACUGUACCGUCUCACCUGGCUUACGGAGUUCUGGGAGCAGGUGCACUGAUCCCGCCUGACUCCACGCUGGUGUUUGAUGUUCAUCUGCUGGACUUAUGGAAUAAAGCAGACACGGUUGAAAUAAGAGUACUGCACAGACCGCAGAAGUGUAAGCGAGCCGUGACGGACUCAGAUUUUGUCCGAUAUCAUUAUAAUGGAUCUCUGCUAGUGGGAACCGUGUUUGGCUCCAGCCACGAUCUGAACUCAACAUAUGACACGUAUGUGGGGCAGGGCAGUCUCAUCAGGGGAGUGGAGCAGGGCAUUCUGGGAAUGUGUGUCGGGGAGAGGAGAUCCAUCAUUAUUCCACCGUUUCUGGCGUAUGACAAGAACGGAUACGGCACAAAGAUUCCUCCGUAUGCCACGGUGAUGUUUGACGUGUUACUGGUGGACGUGUUUAAUGUGAAGGACGAUGUGAUGAUCGAAGUUGAAGAGAUUCCUCGGCCGUGCAGAAGAAGAGCAGCGCUGGGAGAUUUCAUCCGCUAUCAUUAUAACGGCUCAUUUCAGGACGGCACGCUCUUCGAUUCCAGUUAUUCUCGUAACAGCACAUUUGACACGUUUGUUGGCGUGGGUCGUGUGAUCGCUGGGAUGGAUAAAGCUCUGCUGGGUGUUUGUGUGGGCGAGAGGAGACGGGCGACUGUACCACCUCAUGUGGGAUAUGGAGAGAAUGGAUCAGGUGAAUUGAUUCCUGGAUCAGCCGUGCUCAUCUUUGACCUUCACAUCAUUGAUAUUCACAAUCCUGAAGAUGGAGUGGACGUUAAAGUGACGUAUAAACCGUCAGACUGUAACCUGACCAGUGAUGUGAAUGAUGUCAUCAUGUACAGAUAUAACUGCUCUCUACUGGACGGCACACGACUCUACACAUCAGACGAUUACCCAGAAGCCCCUGGUGUGACGUUAGGUCAGGGGAAGUUGAUCUCGGGUCUGGAUGAAGGUCUGAGGGGAAUGUGUGUGUCAGAGAAGAGAGAGAUCACUGUACCACCUCACCUCGCUCACGGCUCGGCUGGAGCGUCUGGUGUUCCCGGGAGUGCUGUGUUACUCUUUGAGCUGGAGUUAGUGGAUGUACAGAAGGGUGUUCCUGAGGGGUUUCUCUUCAUCUGGCUUCAGGACAGUCCUGAUCCGCUCUUUCUUGCCAUGGACAUGAAUCACGAUCAACAGGUGUCACUGGAGGAGUUUGUGGUGUUCAUCGAGCGUCAGGUGGCUGAAGGCAGAGGUCGCAUUCGUCCUGGAACAGAUCGUGAAGUUGUUAUAAAGGAGAUGUUCAAAAAUCAAGACCGCAACACAGACGGCAGAAUCACUGAAGAUGAACUGAACGUCACAGAAUCCAAGCACGACGAGCUCUGAACACACACGUCAACACAAGUCAAUGUGGUGAUGAAAGAGAUGUUGUGAUCAGUUUGCCGCGCUGAUAAAAGAGUAACAGAUCGCAUUCUUUUAGCCCAUGAAUGCACUGAAAUAAAAAUGCAGUUCUACACGUUUACUUUGUUGUAACGUCAUCAGCCACAAGUGUGGAUAUUCUUCACAUUCUGCAUGUUUGACCCUUUCACAGAUGUCAUUCCGUAUGUAUGUAAACAGGUCAUGUUUUGUCCAUUAAAUACUAUUUAAUCAAAAUAAUUCACGUUAU